This is a messenger RNA of Botrytis fragariae, 2250 nucleotides long. RefSeq lists its product as uncharacterized. The transcript is spliced from 7 exons. The record is from RefSeq and is a predicted model, not a curated record. Lineage: Eukaryota; Fungi; Ascomycota; Leotiomycetes; Helotiales; Sclerotiniaceae. The coding region runs from base 1 to 2250 and encodes 749 amino acids.
AUGUUUGUGACGUAUGAUCCGGACGGAGACUUGGUCCUACUUCUCACACGAGUGAUAGAGCUAAGAGACACAAACGAAGGAGAGAUUCAGGGAGAUUCAGCAAAGACAAAAGCAGAAUCACAAAACUACUCGGAGGAGAACAAUUCAACGGAUGAACUAAGCGCUAGCAGCGAAGAUGUACAUAUGUUAGUCUCAUCCAAGCACAUGUGUCUUGCUUCUCCUGUAUUCAAAGCCAUGCUUCAACACAGCAACUUCAAAGAAGGCCGAGAACUAGCAUCUGUUGGCAAGAUUGAAAUUUCCUUGCCUGACGAUGACCCUGAUGCUUUUGCAGUCUUGAUGUGCAUUAUUCAUGGCCGGACAAGGAAUGUUCCUCGUAAAAUCGAUUUGGAUCUCUUAUCGAGAAUUUCUACCCUGGUUGAUAAGUAUCAAUUACAUGAGGUAGUUGAAAUUAUGUCUGAUAGAUGGAUAUCAUUGCUUGAAGCCGAGUUACCAGAGACAUUUACCGACGGUUUACUUCCAUGGCUUAGUAUCUCUUGGGUAUUUGAAAAGCCAAGUAUCUUUAAAGAAGUUACUCGAAUUGCAGAACGACAAAGUAACGGUAAGAUUGGGGAAGACAGAGAUGAUAUUCCAAUACCAAAUCGAGUUCUUGAUGCAAUCCAAGAACGAAGAUUGACUGCAAUAGUCGACGCCUAUUCCACGGUCGAAACAAUACUCAACACCGGUAAACAUCAUUGCACCGCACCCCGCAAAGAUUCCUUCGAAUGUAGUGGCAUGGUCCUGGGAACGCUCCUACAAAGCUCUAAAAAACUAGGCAUAUUUCCCGUGCCAGAUCUCACUGACACAGAGCUCACUUUCAACUAUGUCGUCAGCCAAAUCCGUAAAGUGGAAGUGGUUGCUCUUUGCGAUAAGAUUUCUCCAUUCAAAGGGUUUGAGUAUCAUCAUUGGUCUACUCAUGGUGUCAAACAGGCUAUCGAUACUGCACUGGCAAUUCUUGAGAAGAGGUUAUCUGGAUUAGAUAUGGGGGAUUUUAAGAAGAGGAAGAGAGUGCAGCCAGAGCUUAAGCUAUCGGCAAGAGUGAAGGCGAAUAAUUUGGACAUGACACAUCUUUAUCUUAUCCAUAUAUACCAUACCGGAUCAGCAUCAAAGCUCGAUUCUUCUCAAUCAACAAUCUUCGAUCCACAUCAAACAGUAAUCCUAUUACAAUGGCACCAGACACUGCUGACGUUUCAGAGAAGCUUAUCUUUGAAACCAAAGGCGACGUCCUUCUUAUCUUUACACGGCAUCUUGAGGAUAAAGAAGAAGGCAAAGAAAGACUCACUAAAUGAGUCAACUUCGUUGAAGAGGAAAACUCCCGAUGAUACCUCCAACACCAUCACUAUGCUUGUUUCUUCGAAACAUUUAAUACUCGCAUCGCCUGUCUUCGACGUAAUGGUUGGCGAUGCUAGAUUUAAGGAAGGGGCCGAGUUACUCGUGUGUGGAAAAGUUGAAAUUAAGCUGCCUGAUGACGAUCCUGAUGCAUUCGCAAUGGUAGCCAAUGUCAUUCACCAUCGCAAUAAAAUGGUUCCCGGAAAUAUCAGCCUUCAGUUAUUCGUAAAAGUAGCGAUCCUUACAGAGAAAUAUCAAAUAUUUGAUGCAAUGCGGUGGGUCUCAAGAGAAUGGUUCGAUAAUCUGCCUUGCUCCAUUCACAAUAAACUCAGUAAUAUAUAUCCGCUCAUCUUCACGUCGUUGGUCUUUGGCAACGCCUGCGUGUUUGAGAGGUACACACGGAGGGCAAUCUUGCACUCUAAAGGUAAUUUUGGUGCUAAUAUGAAGGAUGACUAUUACGUUCGCCCCUCAAUCAUUGAUGCAAUCAAGACAGCCCGCACGCAAGCUUUGUCUGAUAUAUUUGAUGCGCUCAACAGUUUUAUCAAACGAGGGACCGAGCCUCUACCAUAUUGCGACGACCCACGCAAUACAUGCGGGAUCAUGACUACUGGCUCUUUUCUAAAAAAGUGCUGGCCAUUUCCUCCUGCGCCAUAUGUCGGAAUCAAUCUCUUCAAUCUUCACAAAUGCGUCUCUAAACUCAAAGGAAGAAAAUUCAGUGAACAGAGAGGAACUUUGGUGCCUGGUCUAGGGUGCAAGAAUCAGCAGAUGUUCACAAAUAUGAUUGCGGUACAGAUCAAGGAGCUCGGAAGAAAAAUUGUUGGUUUGAAUAUUGAAAAGUUUCAGCAGAAAAUCCCCGCGAAAGAAGAUUUGGCAUUUUGUGACUAG